AACAAUUCAUUAUCUGUCUCGGAUGCAGGUUGUGAUUUCAUUGCUCAGGGUGCUUCUGUUUGUUGCAAGGCCAAGGACUUUUGUGCUUAUAAACAUUCCAAAUUCCAUGAUAUACAGAAAUGCUGAUCAGUACCUUAAUGCAAACGGUAUUCCUGAAAUUAUCAUGCUUGAAAUUGAUGUCCCAAUUUACUUUGCCAAUGCAAGCUACUUAAGAGAAAGGAUCUCAAGGUGGAUUGAUGAAGAGGAAGACAAGCUGAAAUCAUCCGGAGAAACAAGCUUACAGUAUAUUAUACUGGACAUGGGUGCCGUUGGUAACAUUGACACAAGUGGGAUAAGCAUGCUUGAAGAGGUCAAGAAGACUACUGAUGGAAGGGGCCUCAAGCUUGUAUUAGCCAACGCUGGAGCUGAAGUGAUGAAGAAAUUUAACAAGUCUAACUUCAUUGAAAAUUUAGGCCAAGAAUGGAUACAUCUUACAGUGGGAGCAGCUGUGGCAGGAUGCAAUUUCCUGCUUCAUACAUAACCGUGCUAAGGAUGAAUCAGAGCUCUGGAACAAUGUCGAACCUAAAUAUCAAUAUUUAAUAUUGAUUUUAAAAUUUUGAAUUGUGUUUUAAUUAAAUAAAAUGACGUAAUUUAAUGUUAGAAUUCCAAUAUUUUUUUAG
Messenger RNA from Rubroshorea leprosula, 659 nucleotides. NCBI's taxonomy places the organism in Eukaryota, Viridiplantae, Streptophyta, Magnoliopsida, Malvales, Dipterocarpaceae. The record is from the annotation of a GenBank genome assembly.